This is a messenger RNA of Musa acuminata AAA Group (dessert banana), 670 nucleotides long. RefSeq lists its product as uncharacterized. The transcript has a single exon. Lineage: Eukaryota; Viridiplantae; Streptophyta; Magnoliopsida; Zingiberales; Musaceae. The coding region runs from base 98 to 472 and encodes 124 amino acids. The record is from RefSeq and is a predicted model, not a curated record.
CGCACCGUAGGAAGCGAAACGAUAUAACCCCGCUUCCCCCAAUGGAAGAGCGGCACGCGAAACUCCGUUGGAAGGAAGCACCCGAGAGCGGAGCGACAUGGAGGAAACCCUCGAUCUCCACCCGACGCGACCGUCCUCCUCCUGCUCCACCACCGCCUGCCGCGGCCUCUUCACCGCCACCGAGCUCGCCGCAGCGGAGCUGCUCGUCCAACUCAGCGGCAGCAGCGCCUCCUUCUCCGCCGCCGCGACAGCGGAGGAUCGCGCCUCGUCGUCGUCCCCCCGGUCCGUGAACGCGCGGCCGCCGCCCGAAACAACGAUCCUUCCUGAGAACGAGGAAGAAGAGGAGACGGGGCCGUGGAGGAGGAAUCGGCGGUACCGCCCGAUCGCCGACCUCUACGCGGUCACGCUUCCCGCCGUGAAGAGGUGCGGCGAGCAGCGGCGUGAAAGGAAGAGAAGGAUGAAGGAGAAUUAAGUCCAUGAUGAUCGCUACUUUCGGUGGUGUGCAAUAGAGGAGAGGGCGUCGAAGAGUUGAUGCCGUCUCAGCCCCCAGCGAGUUUGGGGUUUAAUCGGCUUUGAAUUGGGUUGCUAUGUGUAUCAGAGACGGACUAAUAUGUAAAUACAUGUUGUGGAAUGAAGGCAAAAACACCAGCCUUUGGUGAUCCGUGGAGCA